Messenger RNA from Necator americanus (New World hookworm), 303 nucleotides. RefSeq lists its product as uncharacterized. The transcript has 2 exons. NCBI's taxonomy places the organism in Eukaryota, Metazoa, Nematoda, Chromadorea, Rhabditida, Ancylostomatidae. The coding region runs from base 1 to 303 and encodes 100 amino acids. The record is from RefSeq and is a predicted model, not a curated record.
AUGAUCGAUCUUGCAGUCACAACGGAACCUCUAACCGACUGCGCUACAUUCGCCUUAUCUCCUAUGCGAUGUAUCUAUAUAAAUAUAGGAUCUUCUCGUUGCUCAUCUGCCUCAAAGAAGCCUCCGCUGCCUGCCUUCACCUCUUCGGAACGGACCGAAUCCUUAGUGGUGAGUUUCUUUUCGCCGGAAAAUCCUCGACCCGGCCCAUUCUUCGGCCUUUUCCACUCGUGCUCUCCUCCGUCUCUCCCUCGGUCGGCCUCCUUGAAACGUCCGAGGUCGUUUCCGUGGACUGGCAGCGCAUAA